This is a messenger RNA of Oppiella nova, 342 nucleotides long. The record is from the annotation of a GenBank genome assembly. NCBI's taxonomy places the organism in Eukaryota, Metazoa, Arthropoda, Arachnida, Sarcoptiformes, Oppiidae.
CUCUACUGUUUCGGCAAUAAGAUGUCGACAAUGACGCCAAAAGUGGUGAUGUUUUCGAUGGACGUCGGCGACGCUCCCAAGACUGAGGAACAGCUCAAAGCACAAGACGCUAAUCACAACAAACUGGAGGAACAGAUCAAAGAGCUGUCGGGCGCUCUGACGGCCGUAAAGCACGAACAGGAGUACAUGGCUGUCAGGGACCGCAUCCACCGGUCCAUCAACGAGAGCACCAACUCCCGGGUCGUCUUGUGGGCCUUCUUCGAGGCCUUAGUACUCGUGGCCAUGACUUUAGGUCAGGUCUACUAUCUUAAGAGGUUUUUCGAAGUGCGACGAGUCGUGUGA